Messenger RNA from Striga hermonthica, 2508 nucleotides. NCBI's taxonomy places the organism in Eukaryota, Viridiplantae, Streptophyta, Magnoliopsida, Lamiales, Orobanchaceae. The record is from the annotation of a GenBank genome assembly.
AUGGUAUCUUUCAGGAAAACGGCGUCGUUCGUCAAUGGCGGAGAAGAAGGCGGAGAGAGGAAGCUGAGAAAUGGGGAUGAGGAAUAUACAGUGGAGGAUUUAAGAGAUAGGAUAAAGUCGUCGAGAGAGAGCCAGUUCGAGAUUAUUGAGCACGAGCUUGGGCUGGAGGCCGCCGACCGGAAGUUUAGCCGGAAAAGUGUCAUCAACGGCUUGAAAGACCUGUCGCAGGGUCUCUUCAUUCAGCCGGACAGCAGAUGGUACAAGACAUGGGAAAAGUUCAUACUUAUAUGGGCAAUUUAUUCAUCGUUUUUUACGCCGAUGGAGUUCGGAUUCUUUAGGGGACUGCCGAAGAACCUCUUUGUUUUAGACAUCGUCGGUCAAGUGGCUUUUCUUGUCGACAUUAUAUUGCAAUUUUUCUUGCCUUAUAGAGACGGCCACUCCUACAAAAUGGUCUACAGGCGUAACCUCAUUUCUGUUCGCUAUUUGAAGUCUCAUUUUAUUCCUGACCUUUUGGGUUGUAUGCCUUGGGACAUUAUCUAUAAGGCUACCGGGAGAAAAGAAGAGGUGAGGUACCUUCUACUCAUCAGGUUGACUCGUGUCCGGAAAGUGACCACAUUUUUCCAGAGGCUGGAAAAGGACAUCCGAAUAAAUUAUCUUUUCACAAGGAUAUUAAAACUCAUAGCUGUUGAACUCUAUUGCACUCACACUGCAGCAUGUAUAUUCUACUAUUUGGCCACUACACUUCCCGAGGAGAAAGAAGGGUACACUUGGAUCGGGAGUUUGAAGCUCGGUGAUUAUAGCUACGCGCACUUUAGGGAUAUUGAUAUCUGGAAAAGAUACACAACCUCCAUGUAUUUUGCCAUUGUAACUAUGGCAACUGUGGGAUAUGGAGAUAUACACGCAGUGAAUCUGAGGGAGAUGAUAUUCAUCAUGAUAUACGUCUCGUUCGACAUGAUACUUGGUGCAUAUUUGAUUGGUAACAUGACGGCACUUAUCGUGAAGGGGUCGAAAACAGAGAGGUAUAGAGACAGAAUGACUGAUCUCAUCAAAUAUAUGAACAGAAACAGAUUGGGACGGGGCCUUCGUAAUCAGAUCAAAGGGCACUUGCGUUUGCAGUAUGAGAGCAGUUACACAGAUGCUGCUGUUCUUAAUGAUAUUCCGAUAUCUAUACGUGCUAAGAUAUCGCAGACACUGUAUAAGUCGUACGUUGAGAAUGUUACUCUUUUCAAGGAUUGCUCGUCUGAGUUCAUCAGCCAAAUUGUAACUCGGGUGCAUGAAGAAUUUUUCCUCCCUGGAGAAGUAAUAAUUGAACAAGGAAAUGCAGUGGAUCAACUCUAUUUUGUUUGUGAUGGUGUUCUGGAAGAGGUUGUAAUAAGUGCAGAUGGAUCAGAAGAAACAGUGUCUCUUCUCGAGCGGCACAGCUUAUUUGGAGAGAUUUCAAUCCUAUGCAACAUACCUCAACCAUACACCGUUCGAGUCUCCGAAUUAUGUAGGCUCCUGAGGAUAGAUAAACAGUCUUUCUCAAAUAUCCUCGAGAUAUAUUUUCAUGAUGGACGUAAAGUCCUGACUAACUUGUUGGAGGAGAAAGAGUCUAGUAUUCGUGUGAAGCAACUGGAGACAGAUAUCACUUUCCAUAUCGGGAAACAAGAAGCUGAGCUUGCUUUGAGAGUGAACAGUGCAGCAUAUUACGGUGAUUUGUAUCAACUGAAAAGUCUGAUUCGCUCUGGAGCCGAUCCAAAUAAGAAAGAUUAUGAUGGACGAUUGGCCUUGCAUCUUGCGGCAUCAAAAGGGUACGAAGAUAUUACUUUAUUCCUCAUACAAGAAGGUGUAGACGUCAAUGCUGAAGAUAAUUUUGGUAACACACCUUUACUCGAAGCCAUCAAGAGCGGACAUGACAGAGUUGCUUCUAUACUGUACAAAGAAGGAGCAUUAUUGAAAAUAGACAAUGCGGGUAGCUUUUUGUGCACCACAGUCGAAAGAGGCGAUUCGGAUUUGCUAAGAAGGCUUUUGUCCAAUGGGGUUGACCCAAACUCCCGAGACUAUGACCGCCGGACCCCACUUCACAUAGCUGCCUCUCAAGGAUUGUAUUUAAUGGCAAAGUUGCUCAUUGAAGCUGGGGCCAGCGUCUUCAUUAAAGACAGGUGGGGAAACACUCCAGUGGACGAAGGGCGAAUUUGCGGAAAUAAAAAUAUGAUUCAACUUCUUGAAGAUGCUAAGGUUGCACAAUUAUCCACAUUUACUGAUUCACCUCAACAAGUUACAGAUAAGUCGCAUACGAAAAAGUGUACUGUUUUCCCUUUCCAUCCAUGGCAUCCCAAGGAAGGCAGAAGAAAACACGGGGUCGUAAUGUGGGUUCCUCGCACCAUUGAAGAGCUUAUACAGCAAGCCUCGAGACAGCUUGAGUUUCCAGACGGGUCGAUCAUUUUAUCAGAAGACGGAGGCAAAAUUUUGGAGGCGGAUAUGAUUACGGAUGGCCAGAAACUGUACAUGAUCAACGAAACAGAUUAG